Myotis brandtii (Brandt's bat) is the source of this 1405-nucleotide messenger RNA. It is a transcript of the gene NDUFAF7, whose product is annotated as NADH dehydrogenase (ubiquinone) complex I, assembly factor 7. The transcript has 9 exons. The record is from RefSeq and is a predicted model, not a curated record. Gene Ontology annotation, molecular function: protein-arginine omega-N symmetric methyltransferase activity. The coding region runs from base 1 to 1335 and encodes 444 amino acids. Lineage: Eukaryota; Metazoa; Chordata; Mammalia; Chiroptera; Vespertilionidae. Gene Ontology annotation, cellular component: mitochondrion. Gene Ontology annotation, biological process: mitochondrial respiratory chain complex I assembly.
AUGAUACUCCUCGCAAACGCCGGCGCCAGGCCGCUCCGACCCCGGGGUCGCGGGCACAGUGUGUGCCUGUGCCUGGUGUGCGUGCAGCGGACAGGAGUCCUCUUUUCUCAGCUUCGGGCGAGGUUACGGGUUAACGAAGCCACUUUGAAAGCGCUCAGGCUGCCGUGCACGUUCGGUCCCUGCCUUUGGGGAGGAAGAUACUUCAGCUCCGAGAAAGAGCCGGUAGAAAACAGCCCGGCGACUCCGAUGCUGCAGCAUCUUGUGUACAAAAUCAAGUCGACGGGCCCCAUCACUGUGGCCGAGUACAUGAAGGAGGUCUUGACCAACCCAGUUAAGGGAUAUUAUGUGCACCGUGACAUGCUAGGAGAAAAAGGAGAUUUCAUUACUUCACCUGAAAUAAGUCAGAUCUUCGGAGAGGUGUUUAGUCAGCUUGGAUCUGUGCUGAAAAAGUGUGACAUUUCAAUACAUCUAGUAGAGGUGAGCCAAAAAUUAAGUGAGAUUCAAGCAUUAACUCUGACCGAAGAGAAGGUCCCAUUAGAGCGAGAUGCUGGAUCCCCAGUAUACAUGAAAGGUGUUACUAAGUCUGGGAUUCCAAUUUCCUGGUACCGAGAUCUGCAGGAUGUUCCAAAAGAGCACAGCUUUUAUGUUGCACAUGAAUUUUUUGACGUCCUUCCUGUGCAUAAGUUUCAGAAAACCCCACAAGGAUGGCGAGAAGUACUCAUUGAUAUUGAUCCACGAGUUUCUGAUAAACUGAGGUUUGUUUUGGCGCCUUGUGCCACCCCAGCAGAAGCCUUCAUACAACAUGAUGAGACAAGGGAUCAUGUGGAAGUGUGUCCUGAGGCUGGUGUUAUUAUUCAGGAACUUUCUCAACGAAUUGCUCUUACUGGAGGUGCUGCCCUGAUUGCUGAUUACGGUCAUGAUGGGACUAAGACAGAUACCUUCAGAGGGUUUUGUGGCCACAAGCUUCAUGAUGUCUUAAUUGCCCCAGGAACAGCCGACCUAACAGCUGACGUGGACUUCAGUUAUUUGCGCAGAAUGGCACAGGGAACAGUGGCUUCUCUGGGUCCAAUAAAACAACAAACAUUUUUAAAAAAUAUGGGCAUUGAUGUCCGGCUAAAGGUUCUUCUAGAUAAAUCCACUGAACCAUCACUGAGGCAGCAGUUACUUCAGGGGUAUGAUAUGUUAAUGAAUCCUAAGAAGAUGGGAGAACGAUUUAACUUUUUUGCCUUGUUGCCUCAUCAGAGACUUCAUGGUAGAAGCCAUGAGAUAAAUGCAAAUCAGUCAAAACCUUCUCCAUCACCUGUGGCUGGAUUUAGUGAACUUACUUGGCAGUGAUAUUUCAGUUUGGACUUUUAGUCCCCAAGUCUACCUAAGAAACUAAAAUAAAGGAAACGAAUUUCAUAUA